Molecule: messenger RNA, 2394 nt
Organism: Oikopleura dioica
Lineage: Eukaryota; Metazoa; Chordata; Appendicularia; Copelata; Oikopleuridae
Source: the annotation of a GenBank genome assembly
AUGCGGACAUGCCUUGUGAGAGGCCUUUUAUUAGGCCUAAUAGGCCCUAUAUUGGCAGUGUAUGGCAAGCAGGUUCAUUUGAACAAAGCUGAUAUUACCAAGCAAGUCCAUGGCAUGUUCAGGCAUGCGUACGACAGUUACAUGCUUUAUGCGUAUCCUGCUGAUGAGCUCAUGCCUCUAAGCUGCGAGGGUAGAACACGUGGCGUCACAAAAUCGAGGGGAGAAGUUGACGAUGCUCUUGGAAACUUCCAACUCACGCUUAUCGACUCUUUGGAUACACUUGCCCUUCUUGGGUACGUGGACGAGUUCAAAGAUGCCGUUGUGAAGCUCAAUAAGACGUUGAAUCUUGACGGCGACUUCAUCAUUUCGACAUUUGAGACAAACAUUCGAGUUCUUGGCGGGCUACUUGGAGGUCACGCUAUGGCACUCGAGCUUGCUGACAUGGGCAAAAUGGAUUACGAUAAUUGCAUUCUUCGCUUUGCCAAAAUUAUGGGCGACAAACUCCUUCCCGCUUUCAACACAACAACUGGAAUUCCAAUGUCCAGAAUUAACCUGAAAACUGGAAACGUGAAAAAGAGCCAACCAGAGACCUGUACAGCCUGCGCGGGAACUUUGAUUCUUGAGUUUGCCGCCCUCUCACGCUUUACCGGUGAUAGUACUUAUGAAGAAAAAGCUCGAAUCGCACUUGACUCUAUUUGGAAGAAACGGCAUCACGGAUCAGGACUUGUUGGAACAGUCAUAAAUGUAAACAAUGGCGAUUGGGUCAGAAGAGAAAGCGGUAUUGGGGCUGGCAUUGAUUCUUAUUACGAGUACUUGCUGAAAGCCUACAUUCUUCUUGGAGAUGAGGCCUAUUUGGAGCGAUUUAAUGUUCAUUACGACGCUAUCAAAAGAUUUAUUCAACAAGGACCAAUGAUGAUCGAUGUCCAUAUGCAUCGUCCGACUGAGCAAUCCAGGUCGUUUAUCGACUCUUUAUCUGCUUUUUGGCCGGGUGUUCAGGUGUUGAAAGGCGAUAUUCAAUCCGCUGUUGAAAUACAUGAGCUUCUUUAUCAAGUGUUCCAGAAAUACGGCUUCAUUCCUGAAGCUUUCACUCAUAAAUUCGAUGUUCACUGGGGUCAAAAUCCCCUUCGCCCAGAAUUCGCAGAGUCUACUUACUUAUUAUAUAAAGCUACUCAUGAUCCUUACUAUUUACAGGUUGGCCUCGAUAUCAUCAAUACGCUAGAAACCUACGCUCGAAAACGCUGUGGCUACGCUGGAAUCAAAGAUGUUCGCAAAAAGAAUCACGAAGAUAGGAUGGACUCAUUCUUCCUCGCUGAAAUGUUCAAAUAUCUCUAUCUUUUAUUCGCCGAUGACUCCGAGCUUUUAAUUGAUCCAAGUAAAUUCGUCUUUACAACGGAAGCUCAUCUCCUUCCCAUGUGGUUGUCUUCUUUCAAAAACCACACGAAACAUGUAGAGCCGACUUUCUCGAAGACAAAUCCAGAUGGCUCUCCUGAAAAAUCGUGCCCAAAUCCAAGAGCUGAUAACAAGUCGGGCACGCUUUUUGACACAGCCACGUUGGAAAUCUGGAGAGAAAACUCAAGAGCUUGGAUUCAAAAGAAUUCCAAGGCCAAAAAGUCGCAAAAAAUGAAGUCUCAAGGCAAGGCGGACAUAAACAUGGCAACUCAUAUCCGUCUCCGUGCUAAAGACUACAUUCCAGGAAACGAAGAGCACGAAAAGCUCCUCAACCGGAUGGGAAUUCACGUUGAAAUGACCCAUACCGGGCAAACACAACUAAUUCAUAAAGCUGAACUUGCUGUUUCCACUGCUGCUGCCAACGAAGGGCUUGUUUUUAUGUCAGAAAUGAUCGAGCUGAACAAGGAGGCAGAAAAGAACUCUUCCUUGGAUACGAUGCGUUUUUUCGGAGUGCUCAUCGACGGAAAAGAGGGAUUCACUUCCCUCGCUGGUCCUGCCCAGUUUGGUGAUGACUUCUAUGAAAGUCCUUUAAUAGGAGAAGUUGCAUACGGACAACCGAGCCAUGGAUGCUCCAGUCUUACGAAUCCAAAAGAUAUGCAAGGAAAAAUUGUGGUACUUUAUCGUGGUGAAUGUAUGUUCGCUAAAAAAGUUCUCAACGCAGAGCAAGCUGGUGCUAUCGGUGCGAUCAUUAUUGAUAACAAAAAAGAUACAAGCGCUGAUACAAACACACUGUUUUCAAUGGCUCCUGAUGGCGAGUCAACUGUCAAAAUCGGCUCCGUAUUCUUAGGAAGUAGAGAGGGAAAUAAACUGGAAAAGCUGACUAGAAAAUAUGGUAGUGUUUCCGUACUGUUAAGUCACUCGGAAGUGAACCUGAAACACUUCUACUCCCUUGCUAAGAACCCAAAGCCACACCUUAACGCGUCACAUGAUCCCGACGAGCUCUAG